UUGGCAGAAACCCCACUUCCUCAUGGCGCAGAGGAGUUGCUGGGGGAACAGGGACAAGAAUGUGUGCCCAGUGACCAGUGGUGUCCUGAGAGCCCUGAGCCCCUCGUGGGUGGACAGGGAGGCCCACGCUUCUCCCUGCUGCUAGUUUCCAGAAGGAUGAGAGAGCCAGAGGCUCGCUGCACGCUCAGGAAGAUGGCUGCCUUUUACCAAUGCGUCAGGCCUGACCCCAGUGAGCUGGACAUGAUUUCCACAAGGGUGAUGGACAUCAAGCUUCGGGAAGCGGCUGAAGGCCUCGGGGAGGACGGCACAGGAAAGAAAAAAUCCAAAUUUAAAACGUUUAAGAAGUUGUUUGGGAAGAAGAAGAGAAAAGAAUCGCCUUCAUCCACGGGAAACAGCACCUGGAAGCAAAAUCAGGCCAAGAGCGAGGUCAUUCCCAUCGAGUCGGGGCCGGUGGGCUAUGACUCCGAAGAUGAGCUGGAGGAGUCCAGGGGCACUCUGGGCAACCGUGCCCUUUCACACGACAGUAUUUUCUUUCCUGAAUCGGGGCAGGACCCUGCUCGGCCUGUGCGGGUGUUUUCCCAAGAAAAUGUGUGUGACCGGAUCAAGGCCUUGCAGUUAAAGAUACAAUGUAAUGUGAAGAUGGGGCCCCCGCCUCCAGGAGGCAUUCCUACCAAGAGGGCAGAGGAGACUGGUAUGAGCUCUGAGGAUGACGGACUGCCCCGGAGCCCCCCAGAGAUGUCCCUGCUGCAUGAUGUGGGUCCAAGCCCAACUAUAAAGAUCUUAGUGUCCUCAUCGCGGCCACAGUCUCCUGACCACACGAGUGAUGCCACCGUCUCCUCCCGGACCUUGGAUGGCAGCCUGGCACCUGUGGCUGACUUCAGCCACCCUCCAGAAAUCUCCUCCUGCCUGGAUAACUCUGCAGCUAAACACAAGCUCCUGGUUAAGCCCCGCAACCAGAGAUCAAGUAAAAUGAGGCGCCUGUCUUCGAGGGCACAGUCUGAAUCCCUGAGUGAUCUGUCGUGGACCCUGGAGGAGGAAGAAUAUGAAGGGAGACGAUUACUCCGAGUCAAUACAGAAGACCAUCCCAGUGCUGGGCAGCGGGAUUUGAUGCUGGGCAGAAGGCCUGAGUUUGGACCCUUGCUGCUCCCUGGAGGGGCCUGUGCCAGACGUGCUCGCCUGCAGCACAGCAUGGCAGUCAGUGCCAGCAUGGAGGAGGGCGGUUCUCCUGGAGAUGAACCCUCAAGCCACCGGGCUACGCCAGAGGUCACCGAGCCCAUGGCAGUCUCAGUUCCAUGCCCAGGAACCCCAUCUCUGCCAGAAGGUUCUCUGUACCACAUUCCCCACGGUGAAAUCCAGAAGGAAGAGCUGUCCUCUGGAGGCCUGAGUCCUCUAGUAGAGAGCGUAUCUGAGGAGAUUGUUUGUGGUUCUGGAUAUGUGGAAACUCCACUAUCUGAUGUCGCUGAGGGAGGCAUGGCACCUUCCAAGGAGGACUCUGCAGCAGCUCCUGAGGGAGACGCAGCAUUUCCCAAAGGGGACACAGCACUUCCUGAAGAGGAGACUCAUCCUUCCAAAGAGGAUGUAACACCUCCUGAGGGAGAUACAACGCUCCCCAAGGGGGUCAUGGCACCUCCCGAGAGAGACAUGUCGCCUUGCAAGGGUGACAUGGCACCUCCAGAGAGAGACAUGUCACCUUCCAUGGGAGAUGUGGCACCUCCUGAGAGAGACAUGCCAUCUCCAGAGGGAGACAUGUUGCCUUCCAAGGGGGAUAUGACACUUCCCAAGAGGAUCAUGGCACCUCCAGAGACAGACAUGUCACCUUCCAAGGGGGAUGUGACACCUCCCAAGAGGAUCAUGGCACCUCCAGAGACAGACAUGUCACCUUCCAAGGGAGAUGUGACACCUCUCAAGAGGAUCAUGGCACCUCCAGAGACAGACAUGUCACCUUCCAAGGGAGAUAUGACACCUCCCAAGAGGAUCAUGGCACCUCCAGACACAGACAUGUCACCUUUCAAGGGAGACAUCGCACCUCCAGAGAGAGACAUGUCACCUUCCAAGGGAGACAUCGCACCUCCCAAGAGGAUCAUGGCACCUCCAGACACAGACAUGUCACCUUCCAAGGGAGACAUCGCACCUCCAGAGAUAGACAUGUCACCUUCCAUGGAAGAUGUGGCACCUCCCAAGAGGAUCAUGGCACCUCCAGACACAGACAUGUCACCUUCCAAGGGAGACAUGGCACCCCCCAAAGAGAUCAUGGAACCUACCAAUAGGGACAGGGACACAAUACUUCCAAAGGGAGAGACACCAACUCCUGAGACUGUCACUGACACCAUCUUGGAGACACCCUCAGAUACAGAGGGACAGGACCAAAGUGUCCAGAAGGAGGAGGAGCUGACCCUGGUGGUAUCCAGGCCUGAGGGAGCAGGGACGGAGUCCUCCACAGCCCCUUCCCCGAGCCCACCAGUACCCAAGAGCUGCCUGAAGCACAAGGCGUUGGCUUCUGGUGGGUCCCCCGGAGAGUCUCCUCUGAAAGACCCCAGCCCUGGAGUCCAGGUCAGAGCAGUUGUGCCCCCGGCCCGGCCCAGGCCUGCGCAGGCUGCGACAUCAGGGGGUCCAGAGAAGGCAGCCCUGGGGAAGAAGAGCGAGCGGAGUACUGAGCCACAGCGCAGCGUUAAGAGGUUCUCCGUGACCUCAAGCAGAGCGCGUGCCCGGGCCAGCAGCUCUCGCCUUCCGGAACAUUCCGGCCAUGCGCCUGCAGGGGCCCGUGCACCUUUACUACGGAGUGGCCUUGCCUGGAGGAGUGAGGCAGCUCUUGAUGACCUGCAGGUGCUGCCAGAGCCCCAGGACAGGAAGACUAUGGGUGGUGACCCUCAAGUCUCAGGGGACACGGGGGCCGGCCAGGCAGGACCAAGCAGGAGCCUCCAGGAUGCUGAUCCUUGUGUAAAGGAGCCAGCUCCUGGAGAGGACCAGAGCCCCUUCCCAGUCAAGCUACGGUCCACCUCGCUCUCGCUCAAGUACAGAAACGGCUCUGCCCAGGAGGCGAAAGCCAUCAAGAGGUACAGCGCGGAAGUCAGGUUGGAGAGAGGAGGUCUGACUCCGCUCCCCAAGGAUGAACAGAGCCAUGCCGGGGCUGCCCCUGCGCUGCGAAGUUCCAGGUCCCCCAAUGGGCAAGGGAAAGGGAAGUCCAGGUCUCCUGAGCAGCCCAGUACCAAGCCACCCCUGCCCAGGAAGCCUCUCCUGCCGAGCCUCACCCUGCCGUACCCACCUGCAGGCCUGGAUGCCAGCCCCGGGGAAUCUGAGAGACUCAUACCGGUCAUCCUGCCUCCCGAGCCCAGGAAGGAGAAGUCGCCCCGCCAGGGAGCUGAAAAGGCUCAGCCUCCUGCUGCUACAGGUCCUGGGGCUGGUGGGCAACCCACCCCACCCUGGAUCACCAUGGCCCGGCAGAAGCGAAGAGGAGCCCCAGACCUGCCUGUCAACCAGGAAGACAAGUCUGGGUCACGGAUCCUGAAGACAGAAACUGGAAAGCAAACCCAGGAGCCUGUGAAGCAGGGUGACUUUGUCCGAAGCAAAUCUUUCCUAAUGACCCCUGCAAAGCCUCCUGUGACCCAGAGGCAGGGGUCAAAGUUGAGCCUCAAGGAGGGACUACAGAGAGGAAUCUCACUGUCCCACCAGAACUUGGCAGCUCAGGCUGCAGCGAUGACAGAGAAGGAGUUGCAUCAGCUGAAGAGAGCCAGUUAUGCGAGUUCAGAUCAGCCGUCCUGGAUGGAACUCGCCAGGAAGAAAUCUCAAGCUUGGAGCGACAUGCCCCAAAUCAUAAAAUAGAUUGGCAGCCUGCUGAUGAAGGAUGUCCACUGCAUUGACGGGGCCACUUAGUUUUAAACUGCCAAUAAAUCAUGGCAAACAGACUGUGAAACUUCAGAUUGAUUUUUGUCAUCGAAUUAUGAUGUGCUCGGGGAAGAGAGAGAGGAACCAGGUGGAUCAAAGAAGACAAGAGAGCCUCAGUCCUGAGCCAGAGGGGCUGCAGCAGGAGGAACCCUGUAAAAGCUCCUUCCUGUGCUGACGGUACCAGUGUGAGCCUUCAGCAUCCACUUUCUAAAGAGGCCCCAAUAGCCAGCGAAUGGAAGUGAAGAGAGGUGAAUGUUGGGUGUCCUUUAAGAACAGAACUGGAACUUCUUAUGAGUUCCAGGUCUGGGCUGUCCCUUGUCAUCAGCCAGUGCCUCUGGCCACUGUCUUGCCGUGGACCAUCGUCGUCUUUUGUGUUUACUAAUAGGCAUGAUGUUAUGGGAAAGCAGGGAUGCCGUUUAUAAGAGCAGCUACGUAACAGUCUGGUUUCCUGAAACUGUCCAUCCUUGAGCAGGGGGGGAUGGGACGUGGCAGGGUUUGUCAACUCAUAGACUGUUUCCAAAAAUAAUUUUUAAAACUUUUCCACUAGGCAUCUGUGUCCUGAACCAUUGCACAAUGCAUUGCCUGUUUAAUAAAAGAUUUCAAACACG
This is a messenger RNA of Peromyscus eremicus (cactus mouse), 4490 nucleotides long. It is a transcript of the gene Cracdl, whose product is annotated as CRACD like. Bases 157 to 3819 code for a protein of 1220 amino acids. The transcript has 10 exons. The record is from RefSeq and is a predicted model, not a curated record. NCBI's taxonomy places the organism in Eukaryota, Metazoa, Chordata, Mammalia, Rodentia, Cricetidae.